Messenger RNA from Chelmon rostratus (copperband butterflyfish), 2172 nucleotides. RefSeq names its product methionyl-tRNA synthetase 2, mitochondrial (gene mars2). Bases 268 to 2061 code for a protein of 597 amino acids. Gene Ontology annotation, molecular function: ATP binding; methionine-tRNA ligase activity. The transcript has 3 exons. The record is from RefSeq and is a predicted model, not a curated record. NCBI's taxonomy places the organism in Eukaryota, Metazoa, Chordata, Actinopteri, Chaetodontiformes, Chaetodontidae. Gene Ontology annotation, biological process: methionyl-tRNA aminoacylation.
UGCGUUUCUGGCUCUAGGAAAAAAGCUUAACAGUCAAUGAUUUCUGCCAGUUUCAUCGAAACAUUUACCAGAACUUCUCGACCACCUUCCGGUAAUUUCUCCGAUAGUGGUUGCCUUUUUCCGUUUAUAUGCUGUUCUGCGAAAGCUAUCCUAUAGCUAAAUUAAUUGCUAGCAGUUACCGUUCGUGACUGUACCAAAUCAUUACUGCAGUCCCUUGACCGAAUAUCCUUUGCUGGGAUUCAUGUGCCCGUCGCCUGCUAUCCAGUCAUGAGGACCCCCUUUCUGUUCGUCACCAGAGGCUGUAAGGCUGUUCACAGACUACAGCAAAGCCUUGCACCAGUUUCAGCUCUAUCCAGACAUCAGAGAGUCGUAGUGUUGACAUACACGAGCAGACAUUUUUGCAAAGACGACAGGAGUUUCUACAUAACCACUCCCAUCUUCUAUGUGAAUGCUUCUCCUCAUUUAGGACACUUGUAUUCAGCUGUGAUAGCUGACUGCUUUCACAGGUAUAAGCUCCUUCAGGGCUUCAGCUCAAGGUUUGCAACAGGCACAGACGAGCAUGGUUUGAAAAUCCAACAAGCUGCUGAAGCCGCAGGAAAAGAUCCCCUGACCUUCUGCACUGAUGUGUCUGAGAGAUUCAAGCAUCUCUUCAACAGCUGCAACGUAUCGUAUACAGACUACAUACGAACCACCGAGCAGAGACACUGUGAGGCAGUGAAGCAUCUCUGGUCAGUGCUCUGGAACAAAGGGCUCAUUUACAAGGGGAGUUAUGAAGGCUGGUACUCCACCCAAGAUGAAAGCUUCCUCACGCCGUCGCAGGUGGGCGAUGCUUUGGACUCAUCAGGGAAGGAAAUCAAGGUAUCGCUGGAGAGUGGCCACAAGGUGGAGUGGAUGAAAGAGGAGAACUACAUGUUCCGUCUGUCUGCAUUUCGGUGUCAGUUGCUUGACUGGCUCAGAGGAAAUCCCCGGGCUGUACAGCCUGAGCGUUUCUACCAGGCUGUCCUCCAGUGGCUGCAGGAGGACCUUCCUGACCUCUCAGUCUCUCGCCAGAGAAGCCGUCUUCAGUGGGGCAUCCCAGUCCCGGGUGAUGCCGAACAAACCAUCUACGUGUGGCUCGAUGCUCUGGUGAACUACCUCACAGUCGCUGGCUAUCCAGAUAAACACGACCAAUGGUGGAACGUGGCCCACCAUAUUAUUGGAAAGGACAUCUUAAAAUUUCAUGCCAUCUACUGGCCGUCUUUCCUUCUUGGGGCUGGAAUGCCGCUGCCACAGACAAUCCAUGUACACUCUCACUGGACAGUCGGAGGAAAGAAGAUGUCUAAAAGUUUGGGUAAUGUGGUGGAUCCCCUUGAACGCUCAAAGAUGUACACAACUGAUGGUAUGAGGUAUUUUCUUCUGCGUCAAGGUGUCCCAGACUCAGACUGCGAUUACACAGACAACAAAGUAAUCAAGCUGCUCAACGCAGAACUCGCGGACUCUCUGGGUGGUCUGCUUAACCGCUGCACAGCUCCAGCUCUUAACCCAGCUCAGGUCUACCCCUCUUUCUGUCCCCAGUCCUUCCCAAGUGAACAGGGAGGCAGGGCUGUUGUUGAGGACUACCACAUGUUGGAUGCUGUGAAACAUCUCCCUGCUGUGGUGGAGCAGCACUUUGAGAGCAUGCAUGUAUACAAAGCGCUGGAGGCCAUCAGUGCCUGUGUGAGGCAGACCAACGGGUUUGUUCAGCGCCAUGCACCUUGGAAGCUGGAUAGGAGGGAUUGUAAAGACCAGCGCUGGCUAGACACUAUCAUCCAUGUCUCCCUUGAAUGCCUGAGGGUUUAUGGCACGCUCCUCCAGCCAGUAGUGCCAGAGAUUUCUAACAAGCUGCUGUCCAGACUCGGAGUGCAACCAGGCGAGAGGAGCUGGGCAGAUGUGAACUUCCUGCCAAGGUAUCUGGGAUUGAACUGCCCCUUUGAAGGGAGAGUGCUAGGAUCGGACUCUGGAGUGCUUUUUAGUCGCUUGGAGAGUCAAAAUGUUGAUAAACAAAAACCAGAGAGAACAAAAAAGGCAGCCAAAUUGAAAUGAGGAAUUGUUUCAUCUUCCCUGUGUGCUUAUUCAGUCAAUAAAGAAGUAACAAAGUCUGUGCUUCAUUAAUAUCUUUCUCAUUCUAUUAGUUCUGCUGUCAACUGUCAAGGA